AUGGAAUUCGGCGCGCGGCAGCAGCAGCUUUUCAAUCUGCAUCUGCCGCCGCCUCCGAGCACCAAACGAUGCCCACGCCCGGCACCGUCGACGGCGAGAGCAGCUUGGCCGCGCUCCCGACACCCCGCUGUUGGUCUCCUCCGCUGGUCGUCACGUCGUCCUAGCCUGGCGGCGCUGCAGGUCACCGUCUCCUCGACCACGAACGCCGCUCGUUCCUCUGAGGCCAUCUGCUUCAAGAACAUCAUCCGGGACACGAAAUUGCCAAGGGCGGGCAAGUUUUUCGAGCUGGAGAUGACGGUCCGUGACUGCGACCUCGACAUGUACGGGGUCGUGAACAAUGCCGUAUAUGCUAGCUACAUCGAAACAGCUCGGGAAGAGGUUGCUUCGAGGCUUGGCAUCGGCAGAGACUCGAUCGCACGCACUGGCAACGCUAUGGCACUCUCCGAGCUGAAACUCAACUACUUCACGCCUCUAAAGCGUGGCGCUAGGUUCGUUGUUAUGGUGAGGGUCAUCCAAAUCAAGCGCGCGCGGAUGGUCAUCGAGCACUUCAUCGAGACGCUGCCGGAGCGCAAGCUCGUCCUGGAAGCGAUGGCCACCGUGGUCUUCCUCAACAAAGACUACCGUCCGACGCGCGUGUUCCCGGAGGUGGCGUCUAAGAUGCUGCUGCACUUCUUCUAA
Molecule: messenger RNA, 678 nt
Organism: Miscanthus lutarioriparius
Lineage: Eukaryota; Viridiplantae; Streptophyta; Magnoliopsida; Poales; Poaceae
Source: the annotation of a GenBank genome assembly